This is a messenger RNA of Vidua chalybeata, 4123 nucleotides long. Its product is annotated as collagen alpha-1(I) chain-like. NCBI's taxonomy places the organism in Eukaryota, Metazoa, Chordata, Aves, Passeriformes, Viduidae. Gene Ontology annotation, molecular function: tRNA-specific adenosine-34 deaminase activity. The record is from RefSeq and is a predicted model, not a curated record. The coding region runs from base 131 to 3766 and encodes 1211 amino acids. The transcript has 3 exons. Gene Ontology annotation, cellular component: nucleus; cytoplasm. Gene Ontology annotation, biological process: tRNA wobble adenosine to inosine editing.
GAACUGGGAGCACUGGGAUGGUACUGGGGGGAACUGGGAGCGACUGGGAGGGAACUGGGGGGAACUGGGAGCGACUGGGAGGGAACUGGGGGGAACUGGGAGGGACUGGGAGGGAACUGGGAGCACUGGGAUGGACCCGCCCACGGCGUUGGGGGCGGGGCCUGCGCCCGUCCCCGCCCCGCCCCCCCCGCGGGCCGUGCCCUGGUGGGGGGAGGGGCGGGGGCGGGGCCUGCCGGUGCUGGGGGGAUGGGCGGCGCCCCUGCUGCUGCCCCGGGAGACCCCGCGGCUGCUGCGGGCCCUGCCGCCCCUCCCCCACCUGGCGCACCUGAAACGGCUCCGGGCGGGGCCCGGGGGGGCGGAGCUUCUGCUGGGGCUGGACCACGCCCACGGUGACGCGGCCCCCAUCGAUUACAUCAUCGCCGAUGACGUCACCGACGACGCCGAUUACGUCACCGAUUACGUCACGGCCACCCCCGGGGCUGGAACUGGGACCAGUAACACCAGUAACACCAGUAAGACCAGUAAAACCAGUAACACCAGUGCCAGCAGCAGCACCAGUAACACCAGUAACGCCACUGGCACCACGGACACCAGUAACACCAGUAACACCAGUAAGACCAGUAACACCAGUAAGAGCAGCGUGACCGGGGACUCUGAGGAUCCCAGUUGGACCAGUUUGACCAGUAAGAGCAGCGCCACCAGUGCCACCAGUGCCACCAGUGCCACCGGUGCCUCGAGUCCCAGUGCCACCAGUAAGACCAGUCAGACCGGUUGUACUGGUGCCCCCAGUGCCACCAGUGCUCCCAGUAUGACCAGUGCCACCAGUAUGACUCCCCCCAGUGCUCCCAGUAUGACCAGUCCUCCCAGUAUGACUCCCCCCAGUGCUCCCAGUAUGACCAGUUCCCCCAUUGCCCCCAUUCCCCCCAGUGCUCCCAGUGCUCCCAGUAAGACUCCUCCCAGUAUGACCAGUCCCCCCAGUGCUCCCAGUAUGACUCUCCCCAUUCCUCCCAUUCCCCCCAGUCCCCCCAGUCCCGCCAGUCCCCCCAGUGCUCCCAGUGCCCCCAGUGUUCCCAGUGUUCCCAGUGUUCCCAGUGCUCCCAGUCCCCCCAGUCCCCCCAGUGCUCCCAGUGCUCCCAGUGCCCCCAGUGUUCCCAGUGUUCCCAGUGCUCCCAGUGCUCCCAGUCCCCCCAGUGUUCCCAUUCCCCCCAUUCCCCCCAGUGCUCCCAGUGCUCCCAGUGCUCCCAGUCUGACUCCCCCCAUUCCCCCCAGUCCCCCCAGUGCUCCCAGUGCUCCCAGUCUGACUCCCCCCAUUCCCCCCAGUGCUCCCAGUCCCCCCAGUGCCCCCAGUGCUCCCAGUCCCCCCAGUGCUCCCAGUGCCCCCAGUGUUCCCAGUGUUCCCAGUGCUCCCAGUGCUCCCAGUGCUCCCAGUGUUCCCAGUGCUCCCAGUCCCCCCAGUGCCCCCAGUGCUCCCAGUGUUCCCAGUGCUCCCAGUGCUCCCAGUGUUCCCAGUGCUCCCAGUGCUCCCAGUGCUCCCAGUCCCCCCAGUGCCCCCAUUCCCCCCAUUCCCCCCAGUGCUCCCAGUCUGACUCCUCCCAUUCCCCCCAGUCCCCCCAGUGCUCCCAGUGCUCCCAGUCUGACUCCCCCCAUUCCCCCCAGUGCUCCCAGUGCCCCCAUUCCCCCCAUUCCCCCCAGUCCCCCCAUUCCCCGCGGUGUGCCCGCUCUGUGUCCCGGCUCCCUGGGCCGCCCGUUCCGGGUGCGGUUGCCGGGCCGGGCUCCGGCGCCGGGCGCGGAGGCGCGGGCGGCGCGGGCGGCGGGGCUGUGGCCGUGGCGGGGCCGGGGCGCGGCGCGGGCGCGGCCGCCGGCGCUGUCGGCGCGGGAGGCGGCGGCGGCGCGGGCGGCCAUGGCGGUGGCGCGCGCCGCGGGCGCCGGGAGGGCGGCGGGGGCGGCGGCGCUGGACCCCCGCACCGGGAGGGUGCUGGCCGUGGGCUGGGACCGGCGCGGCGGCGGUGGCCACCACCACGGGGACGGGGACGGGGACGAAGGGUGGCACCCGCUGCGGCACGCCGCCAUGGACGUCAUCGAGCGCGUGGCGCGGGCGCGGCGCGGCCACCGGGGGACGGAGGGGACAGCAGAGCGUGGCUACCAAAGGAUAGAGGGGACAGCAGAGCGUGGCCACCGAGGGACAGCACAGGGUGGCCACCGAGGGACGGAGGGGACAGCAGAGUCUGGCUACCAAAGGAUAGAGGGGACAUCCAAGUGUGGCCACCAAGGGACAGCAGAGCGUGGCUACCAAAGGACAGAGGGGACAGCAGAGCGUGGCCACCAAGGGACAGCAGAGCGUGGCUACCAAGGGACAGAGGGGACAGCAGAACGUGGCCACCAAGGGACAGCAGAGUGUGGCCACCAAGGGCCAAGGGACACUGGGAACAGUGACAUCAUGGGGCCAUCAAAGUGUGGCUACCAAGGGACGGCAGAGUGUGGCCACCAAGGGACAGAAAGGACAGCAGAGCGCGGCUACCAAGGGACAUCCGAGUGUGGCCACCAAAGGAUAGAGGGGACAGCAGAGCGUGGCCACCAAGAGCCAGGGGACACUGGGGACAGUGACGUCACGGGGACAGCGCGGUGUGGCCACCAAGGGCCAGUGGGGACACCCGAGUGUGGCCACCGAGGGCCGGGGGACAGCCUGGGGACAGCACGGUGUCGCCAAGGGCGCGGUGACAUCACCACGGCGGCCAGUGACGUCACGGGGCGGGCGCGGCGGAGGGGACACCCCGGGGACGGCGGCGUCGCGGCCAAGGUCGCCAAGGUCGGGGCCGGUGACGUCGUCACGGGCGGCGGUGACGUCACCGCCGGCCACCGUGACGUCGCCGUGGGCGACGGGGGCGCCGGUGACGUCAUCGGCGACGCCAUCUUCCGUGACGUCGCCGUGGACCUGGCGGGUCACGUGAUCUCAGGGGUGACCAAGGACCGUGAUGCCACCAUCGGUGACACCAGUGACGUCAUCACGAACUCCACCAUCCGUGACGUCACCGUGGACCCCGAUGCCGCCAAUGACGUCAUCACUGACUCCACAAUCUGUGACGUCAUCACGGACCCCAGUGCCACCCGUGGUGACACCGAUGACGUCAUCACUGACUCCACCAUCCGUGACGUCACCAAGGACCGUGAUGCCACCCGUGGUGACACCGAUGACGUCAUCACUGACUCCACCAUCCGUGACGUCACCGUGAACCCAGGUGCCGCCAAUGACGUCAUCACUGACUCCACAAUCUGUGACGUCACCGUGGACCCCAAUGACACCAAUGACGUCAUCACCGACUCCACCAUCGCUGACGUCACCGUGGACCCAGGUGCCCCCAAUGACGUCACCGAUGACGUCACCGCGGCCACCAUCCCGCUGGAGCUGCUGGCCCUCGGCGACGUCCCCGUGGACCUGACGGGCUACGUCAUCCCGGGGGCGGCCGAGCGCCCCGAGGGCGCCGCCGCGGGCGACGUCGCGGAUGACGUCACGGACGACGCCGCGGGCGGGUACCUGCUGUCGGGCUGCGACGUGUUCGUGACGCGCGAGCCGUGCGCGCUGUGCGCCAUGGCGCUGCUGCACGCCCGCGUGCGCCGCGUCUUCUACGGCCGCGCCUGCGCCCAGGGCGCGCUGGGCUCGCGCUACGGCCUGCACGGCCACCCCCGGCUCAACCACCGCUACCGCGUCUGGGCCGGGGUCACCGCUACUGGGGAUACUGGGAGUACUGGGAAUACUGGGAAUGGGUGACUGGGGACAAUGGGGAUACUGGGAAUGGGUCACUGGGGAUACUGGGAUCACUGGGCUCGCGCUACGGCCUGCACGGCCACCCCAGACUCAACCACCGCUACCGCGUCUGGGCCGGGGUCACCGCUACUGGGGAUACUGGGAGUACUGGGAAUACUGGGAAUGGGUGAUUGGGAAUACUGGGAAUUGGUCACUGGGGAUACUGGGGAUACUGGGAAUUGGUUACUGGGAUCGCUGGGCUCGCGCUACGGCCUGCACGGCCACCCCCGGCUGAACCACCGCUACCGCGUCUGGGCCGGGGUCACCGCUACUGGGGAUACUGGGAGCACUGGGAGUACUGGGAAUGGGUGAUUGGGAAUA